Molecule: messenger RNA, 2391 nt
Organism: Capsaspora owczarzaki ATCC 30864
Lineage: Eukaryota; Filasterea; Ministeriida; Capsasporidae
Exons: 4
Coding region: 166-2208 (680 amino acids)
Molecular function (GO): protein binding
Source: RefSeq, a predicted model, not a curated record
UCCAGAUUGUUUGUAUAAUUUUCCUUUUUUUUUUUCUUUUUUUUUUGGCCACUUUGCGCAGGCUUUGUGAUCAUUUUUUGUCGUCGUCUGGUGUUGCCUGCGAUUGACUCUGAGCUUGGUUUAGAAAGGCCGCUGAUUUUUGACUCCACUCUUUUUUGUUAACCAAUGCCUGCCGCUGGACCUGCCGCCGCCACCGCUGCUGCCUCGCGUGCCAAGCCGCCGCCGAAGCAACAGGCUUCGGAAGUAACCAGCGAAGAAGACGCUUUGGCGAGCCUCGAUGGCGCCAUCGCCAGUGGGGCCGACGCAAAGCUCGUGCGACGCACCUCAAUGUAUACCGCAGCCAGCGUGUCCAACAGCAAGCUUGCUGCUUCCACCAUCACCAGCACCAAGGCGCAGGCUGCGCUGACGGCUGCAGCAGCCCAGGACCAAGCCAGAGAGACGGAGAACUUUGUUGCAAUGCGCGCACGCAUGGGCACCGCGACCAACACUGGCGGCCAGCGGCAAGUUCGCGACAAAAAGUAUCACUUUGCCGCUGGCUCGAACAUGGCCGUUGAAGUUGACAUGAAGCAGUGGUACCGCCUCGCAUCGCGCGCCGACGAUGAGAAGGUGCUCGAAAUGGUCAAGAAGGAGCCGCUGUUGGCUCGCAUGCACGAUCCCUUCUUUGGCUACACUGCGCUGCACUGGGCCGUCAAGUUUGGCAAGGCGGACUUGGCGCGUCGCUUGCUUGCCCUCGGCUCGGAUUCCAACGCCCAAACCAAGGGUGGAUUCACGCCGCUGCAUUUCGCCUGUGCGCAUGGCUACCACGAAAUUAUCAAGUUGCUCAAGGAACGCGGUGCGAACGACCUCAUCUCUGACAACGCUGGCCGCUCGCCUUGGGAGGUGAUGAGGCAGCAACGCUACGAGGUUGUCACUUCGAUUGUGCAUGAUCCGGAAGGUGUCAAGCGCGCACACGCCGCCGCCGCUGCUGCUGCUGCUCAAGCCAAGGAUGGCUCCUUUGUGCCCGACCCGACUGGCGCAAGCUUCUCAAAGAGCCUGUCCGUGGACGAAUCACACUCUGGAGCGACCAUUGUUCGCCGGACCAGUUUCACUCGUACCAACAUGUCUGGCGUCAUCAAGCCAGGCGGUCUGUCCAUCCAGCGCUCGGACGACGCGACGGGCAGCCACAACAACUUGGCCGCGCCCGGCACUCUCCAUUCUGGCGGCGGCAGCACCAGCAACCUGCACAAGCCGGCACGCCGCGCGCCGUCCAUGGAGCAAGAAGGAGGUCACGCACUCAAGAAGGGGCAGUCCAUGAAGGAUUUGAUGGAGACGUCGUUCGAAGACUCCAAUCCCGUCGACAUGGUCCAGCAGCGCAAAAACGUCCUGUCGGGCCGGGCCGAAAACGACUUUUCGCCAUCCAGCGGCCUGUCGACAUCCAGUCCGAAUCUGGCCGUGGCAUCCGAUGCUCGCAGCCGAACCGGCUCGACCAGCGCGCUCUCGCAGAGCCGCGAGCGCCUUCCGUCUGCCGCUGCCCGCAUCGGCGGCUCUGCGACACCUCCUAUUACACCGCAGCCCGACCAAGCCGCUGAAAAGGCUGCUGCGGAGCAGAAGGCGGCCGAGGAAAAGGCGGCUGCUGAAAAGAAGGCUGCCGAUGAAAAGGCUGCCGCCGAAAAGAAGGCUGCUGAUGAAAAGGCUGCUGCUGAAAAGAAGGCCGCUGAUGAAAAGGCUGCUGCAGAAAAGGCGGCUGCUGAAAAGAAGGCUGCCGAUGAAAAGGCUGCUGCCGAGAAGAAGGCUGCUGCCGAGAAAAAGGCCGCUGCCGAGAAAAAGGCCGCUGAAGAGAAGGCCGCAGCUGAGAAAGCCGCUGCUGAAAAGAAGGCUGCCGAUGAGAAGGCCGCAGCGGAAAAGGCCAAAGCUGCUGUCGCGACACCUUCAGCGACGCCCGAGCCGAGCAAGGAUGCUGCAGCAAAGCCUGCGACAGGAACACUCUCGAAGACCACGUCAAAGACUGAUGCGAACUGGAUGACGCAGACGAGCGACUACGAGACGCAGCUCCAAAACAAGCUCGAAGAGGAACUCAAGAAGAAGGCGGAGGCCGACGCCCGGCGGAAGGCCAGCCGCGUUGUGGCCGCUCAAUCUAGCGUGGAGUUGCCGGAAGACGCCAUUUCGUGGCGUGGAAACAGGACGCGUCCCAAGCGGAAUACGGACAAGAACGCCGACAAGUUUGGUUAAUGCACUGCGCUGUAGUGUUGUGUGUGUGUUUGUUUUUUGUUUUCUUUUUGUUUGGUUGUGUCGUUUGACUUGCAAUCUUUCGACACUGCCAUCCCCUUGUGUAGCUUUUGAGUCGUGCUUUCGCUUGCUCUGCAUUCUCCCUUCAGGUGUUUGGCUUUGCGAUCAAUGUGACUUUUUUUUUUU